CUGUUUGGGUCGCCAUUCGAGUCGACACAAACCGUAAACGUCAGUCAUUGAUUGAGUGUUGAACCCAGACUACAGCGAGUUAGAGAAGCUGGGAAUAUUCUAUGUUGUGACUCGAUAGCCGACUCCGGUCGGUGGAAUUCAAUCAAAAGAGCGAUCAUUGUGACCUAUGGCGAAGAAGAGAAUCUAAUUUACCGAAAAAUAGAACAGUGAUUUUGGUGAAUAAUCAAUUCUAUACGCUCUAUGCCCGUUACGUAUAUACAAGUGUAGCUUGAGUGAGACAUUUAACUCUUUACUAUGUCUCUGGGCAUCCGAUGAAUAAUUGUAUUCAAUGACGACGGAAGGCAGAAGUUUAAUUGAAAUUUUUGGAAUUGUGGUAUUUAUCGAGCGUAUCAACGCCGCAUUACUAGUGCCACCGCAGUCGUCAUCAGCAGACAAUCACAAUGCAAGUCAGUCAAGUAGAAUGGGAACGGAUUGUGGAGAAGCAUUAUGAAUCAUUUAGCAGUUCGACGUCGUCGCAGAAAAAGUGCGAAAUUCUGUUCAUCCAAAUGAAAUUCUGAGGAGAACCAAGACUACGGCGGUGCACUAUACAGCUGUUCUUCGCGUCGAGUCGCACAGCGCGAGACAAGUGCGGAUUGUUCAACUUGAUUGAAAAGAACAGAGUCGCAGAAAAUCUCGGUUAACUAAGGGAAGACAACAAUUUGCUUUGCUUUCUGUAUGAGAAGUCAGCGUAUAUUGGUAGAAUUGUUUCAAUUAUACUGGUUUGAAAGAAACACGCAAAUCGAGUCUGGUUGAUCGGGCACAAAGAUUUCGUUACAGUGUGACUUAUGGGAGCAUAUUUAUAAAGAACCAUCGUCGAAAACAAGUUAAUGAUGCUAAAGCUGCAAGAUCGAAAGUCGAUCACAAAUCGGAACGAACCCGGACGGUUCUUCGGCGAUGGAGUGAGCUUCAAGGCCAAACUGAUUGGCAUCCUGGAGGUCGGCGAAGCCAGAGGAGACCGUAUGUGCCAGGAAGCACUGCAGGACCUCAAAAUGGCCAUCCGAGCUGCAGGAGAGCACAAACAGAGAAUCACGAUACACGUUACUAUCGAUGGAUUGCGAUUGAGGGAUGAGAAAACAGGCGAUUCUCUCUAUCACCAUCCAGUGCAUAAGAUCUCGUUUAUCGCGCAGGACAUGACGGAUUCGCGUGCAUUUGGCUAUAUUUUUGGGUCGCCCGACAGCGGGCAUCGCUUUUUCGGCAUCAAAACCGACAAAGCCGCCAGCCAGGUUGUUCUGGCCAUGCGGGACUUGUUUCAGGUCGUGUUUGAACUGAAGAAGAAGGAAAUCGAGCUGGCUCGACAGCACAUUCAAAGCAAAAUAACCGCCCACGAACAUCAGGCCGUGGCAAUGGCAGUCAAAAGUUCCGACGGCUACGGGAAAAGCUUAACAAGCGAUGGAGCUUCCGGCUCGUUGGCGAGUUCUAGUCUAGGGGGCGCUUGUGGUGCCAGCAGUUCGAAAGCAACUGUAAAAAGUGAAAAGUCACCGGAAUCUGUUGCCGAUUUAGUGGACUUGGAACAAGAACUCAGCUCUAUUCAACGGGGAAUAACGCAAAUGGAACGGAUAACACCAAGUGAAGUCCCAUCAAAAAGUGUCAUCGAUGAUGAUCCUUUUGGAGAUUCGUUCACUAAUGUUCCACCGGCUUACAAUCUACUGCCCCCUCCUGAAUCGAGUAAACGCCAUCAAAAGCAAACUCACAAAUCAACGGAAAAUUUGCCUGCAACGGAGCCCAGUUCAGCCGUACCGUCAUCGUCACCACCUGCUCCUCCAACGUCUUCAACACCGGCAACGCAAACUGUGGCGAUACCGCCUCCGCCGAGCAGUUCUACUCCAGCUCCUACUACCGGCGGGUCAACCAUGUCGUCUAGUAACUCCAAUCAGAACGAUGAUUGGCUCAACUCACCACCCAAUACUUCACGGUUCGAUCCAGAACCGGUCAAGUACUCUGACGAGUUGAAUUUGAACGAUGAUGGUUUUAAGCAAUCCUAUUCAACCACUCCCCAGCCAUCCUCCUAUACGGACGCAUUUACGGAUCUGGAUCCUCUAGGAACGGGAAAAAUAAAACCGUAUAUCGAUAAGAAAUAUUUCUUCCAAGAGCUGAAGAAUCCACCCAAGAAGGUACUGAAGGACCUUUCAGGACAAGAUAGCUCAUUCAAUGCCAAUUUCUCCUCGGAAGAUCUCCAACGUCAGUCACCACAGUCACUUCCAAAAAGCACAAAUGCUGCCUCAAACGAAAUGUUUAAUCCCACAUUCGAGGAAAAUACUCCAAGACCAAAGGAUCAAGGUCCCGCUGAUUUUUCCGAUCCCUUUGCCAACAAAUCAAUGGAUCCAUUUAUGGAGGACGACGAUUUUUCCAAGCUGCAUAUUGAUCCGUUCGAAAUGAAGUUUUCAAGGAAUGCCUCUCCACGGCAAAUUGAAAGCAAAGGCAGCGAUGACGGGAUGGCAAAAUCUACAUCCAAACCUGAAGAAGGCAAAGCCGAUGAAAGCCCGGUAGCGUACAAUGGACCACUUCAGGUGAAUUUGCCUCCUGAGAGCUGGGCACACUACAUCAGCCAGAAGCGCUUGGAACGCCAGAAUUCCGAUUCAACUUCUCCCGGAGCAGGAGUUACGAGUUUAGCAAGAAAUCGUCCAAAUGUUUUCAAGCAGAACACCGUAGAUGUGAUUUCCAGCAUUAGCAGCAAAAAGAUGAAACCCAAUCUGUUUGGUCAAAAAUUCUCCAAGCGGGACUCGAAUAGCAUAAACAUGCGGCGUCUGCAAGAAAGUGAUUCCCUCAGUGAAAAUGAAACAGCUCCAGAACCUCCUCCUCGUCCCGAUUCUGGGUCACACAUAGAGCCACCCCCGCUGCCACCAAAGAAACAAUUUGCUGAUAUUGUGAUAAGACCAUCUCUUCGAUUCGGGUCAACAACCACAUCAAGUUCUGGUGGAUCAACCAAAGAACGCUACGAUUACGUUGCAGCCAAGUUUGAAUCAAAAAAUCAACCUGUGUCUGAUGCACCUCCCUUACCGUUACCUUCACGAAAAGUUAACAGACAUGAUGGUUCCUCUCCAGGACGUCCGUUCAAGAAACUAACCGAUGAAGAUGAUUAUCUACAACCCAUUCCAGCUAAAUCCGAGAUUCCAACCUUGCUACCGCCUCCACAGCGCAAAGAAGCGUCCAAGACACGUGCAGCACGUAAAUCUGAAACCGAUCCACGUAAUCUAGAUGAGCCAACACCGCCAGCUCAAUCGAAAUCACCCACGAUUAGGGACAAGGAAUCACUUUUGCCGGACAUCACUCUCAGUCAAUUAUUAACGCUAGGUAUUGACGAACUAGCAACCAAACUGAAUGUCCCAGUCACCAAACUGAGCACAAUGACUCUGGUCGAACUAACGUCCUAUCUGUCCGAAUUUAUCGAGAAUAGCAAAACUUCGCCAUCUUCGGCAACAUCUUGGAAUCAGGAAGCAGAAAACAACGACUCUCCGGUAUUUAAAGUUAACUUUGACGAUCAUAACGAUGCUACAUUCGUGGCCAAGUUUGACGAUAACUUCGGUGAAGAUAACACAUUCGUAGCGAACUUCGACAAUAUGAAUCUUCAACCUGCUCCCCAAACAUCGACGAACCAUGCCAUUGCUGCUCCUGUCAUCGACAAAUAUGCUGUUUUCCGAGAGAUAAUCGAACAAGAAAUUGGUCCAGAACAUGAGAAAAUAGAACCAGAGAAAACGGGUCCAGAUUUGUCCACACUUGAUUUCGAUAGAGAAGUGGCUACUGAAAUGAACAGAUUAUCGCCAAACAUAAUUGGCGAUCAAUUCUCGUUAUCUCCAUCGCAGCUACAAUCUUUUCCUGCAUCCAGUCCCGUGCCAUCUGUACCUUUGACGAAGAUCGACACCAAGAUUACCGAAGUAAUUUCACAUGCCAAAGAUCGGUACGCUGCGUUGAGGGAUAUCAUCUUAGUCGAAGACCUAUUUGAAAAGCCAACACCUCCUCCCAGUUCCAAUGCCCCUAUAGCUCGAAUGGAAUCGUCUUCCUUCGAGGACCAAAAUACGGAGGAUGAACAUCGUUUUGAAGCCAACUUCGACGAUAUGCCUCCGAUGGAAAGCCAUUCCCCGGAAAUCAACAUUUCCGAUGCAGAUAUUAACGAUGAAUACCCCCCGUUGGAAGAAUCUCGAAACCAAUCUACGCUUCAAGGUCUUGAACCACCAGAAUCUCACAGCAUGAGCUUCCGUAACACUCCCAAGGAAGACCUAGAAAUCGAUGCAUUUAUGCAGAAGGCCGUAUCCAACUUGUCCAUCCACAGUACAGGUCAACCAUCGCCAGGACCAUCCCAAAUAACUGGCCUAACGGUGAAGUUACCUCAGCUGCACAGCACAUCGACCUCACCUAUGAGACCGCUUCAAAGCAAAUCACCGGUAGCAGAAGGCGGCAGUUCGACAACGCAAGCCGCUUCAAUCGAAAAUCUAACCCGAACUACCCUGAACGAUAUGAGCACCUCGCCGAUUCCGCUCUCGAAGAUUCCAGCAGCCGGAAGGGCCAGUGGUUCAACUGGUAAGCCAUCACCAUUGGCAAAAUCUCCGAUGGAUGUUGGCUUUGCCGGUGAUGAGGCUAUUAGUGAUGCAAAGAAGAGCGUGGAUUCCUUGCAGAAACGGUCUUCUGGUUCACUGAGUGAUGGCGGAGAAACUUCACCGGAAGCAGACAGAAAUCAAGAGGAUAAGGCUUCAAAACUUACUCCAACCAACGCCAACGAAUCCUGGGCAGUUUUCGAUCAACCGGAACAUUUGGCCGCUCAUAAGAAACCCGACGGCAAUCGUCCGAUGAAAGGAAUGGACAAGGCCGGGGUCGAAUCGCCCUGCUCUUCGGAUCCCAAGGAUGAAUGGAAGAACGAACGGGAGUACGCCCGUCGUUGGCCGAACAAAGGACAUACAUCCUCCUCCUCGCGGGAUGUCUCUCCGUGGGACGAAGAUGGUCCCGAAUACCGAAAGCGCCCUCCGAGCCAACACCAUCCACCGACGUCCGGUGAGCGGUACCAUCAUCCGAGAAUGCCACCCCGACGGAUCAAUUCCAACGAUGAAGAUUACGACGAAGACCUAAAGGAUCGCAGCGAUCGACGACGUCGGGUGAAGGGUAGCCAAGUGAGUUCCAGAAGUCGGGAUAACUUCGACGACGAACACUGGUACCACGAGCGUCAAAGUUGGUCGCCAACGGAGGAAGACGAGCGACCGGACCGGUCAAGGUCGUUCGAUAGGACUGCCUAUGAGCGGAGUACGUACGGUCCUCCGUAUGAAAAACGGGAACCAAAGAGCUUACCACCGUACGACAGAAGAGAUUAUAAAAACUACGACAAAAGGAAGUAUUACAGGGAGAGAGGUAGACCGAACUAUGAUUACGAUCCUUACGGCGAUGGUUACGAUCAGCAGCGCAUGAUGAAGGGUAGAAUGGAUUAUGAAGAGGUGUACGAAAGAGGACCGAGAGAUUCAAGGGCAGCUAGGGAAUAUUUUUACGAGAGAGAUAGGAAAAGCUUUGAUCGUGAUAGUAACGAGUCUUAUGAAAGAAGAAGUUUUGGAAGUGGAGAUAUCUAUGGUAGCUUGGACAGCCGAGGGGACUAUCGUGACAGAGAUCGGUAUUUGUCAUUAGAUAAGUCACGAUCAUUGAGGCGCGGUAUGAGAAAUGCUGGAAGUGCACGGCUGGAUGAUCCUGAUCAAGACUCCGAUGGUGAAAUGGGUGGUGGGAGGCGAGGUGAUACGAAUAGUUUGCAUAGAUCUAGUCAGAAUAUUCGCGGUAAGCAACAUCAGGUGAUCGACGAUGAAGUGUGGGGAAUGUCGAUGAGCGGGAAACCUGCUUGGAAGAGACCAUCCAGUGCAUCCGAACAAGAGCGACGGUAUAACGAAAGUAGAAGAAUGGUGACUAAUACGACGUUAGUAGGAUCAGAUGGUGAGAAAGAUCGACGCUUCCGAAAAAAGAGUAGAACUCGUUCUAAGGAACCGGACAUAAGGCCCGGAUAUGCUACUAUGAGGUAUCCGCGAUCAAAAGAAGACUACUUUGACUUUGAUGCAGAUGCUCGAGGAACUGGAAGUGGAAGUGGAAUGUACGACAAUGACGAAGAAGAUGAUAUAGGAGGUGGUAAAAUGACAGGAGAAGCCAUGGACGAGAGUCCAUCGUACUAUGGAAGAAGACAACCUCCACCUUAUUACAAACCGGCAACCCCCAGAGCUGAAGGAAGAAGCCUGAAUGAUACUCUAAUAGCACAAGAGGCCAAAAAGAUGGCCCGAUAUGAAUACGAAGAGGAAGCAAUGCGGAGAAUGAAGAAGAGUAAUAGUAGAGAUUUAUACUUCGAAGGAGAAGACAAGGAACGAUUCUCCGGAAAGUUCGGAUCAGGCAGCUUUGGAAACGUAACUCCUCCAAAAAGUGCUAAACACGUCCGAAUGGAGCUGGAAUUCGAGGACUUUGGAGAAACGCCUCAAUCUAACACAAGCGGCAAAUUCAAUUUUGAAAGUGGAGAUGGCUUCGAAAGUGACUUCAAUUCUCCCCCUGCUCCUCCUUGUGGCGGAGGACAAGUUCCACAUCACAGUACGAAAGCAUUCCGGUUCUCUAACGAUUUCUCCGAGAAGGAUCCAGGUCGACAUUAUCAGGCGUACCAUAAAAGCCAACCGCAAAGUUUUGGUGGUUUUGAGGCAGACUUUGGAUCGACACAACGUUCAACAUCGACUGCGCAGACAGCUUCGAAACUCCGUUUCAACGAAAAUGUUACAGUUUCAAAAUUUAGUUCUGAUGCAGCGACAGGAUCGCACAUGUUUGAAGAUGAUUUUGCAGGUCGAUCGGACAAUGAACUGGAAGAUCAAUGGACACCGGAAAUGCCCGCACCAGUGACAAAUAGUAAUGGUAGUAAGAAGAUUUUGAAAACAUCUAGUCAACAGCAGUCGGCACAACAUGACAACCUUCGAAAGUCGGACAGUGUCAACAUAUUCGCGAAAAAAGUUGAAGAUCCAUUUGAAGACGAUGAUUUCUUUUCGUCCGGUGUUUCAACGGAGAAGGAUCCAUUCGAAGGCAAUGGAAGUGGAGCGGGUGGUGAAUCCGGUACAACGGGAACAGGCGGAGGUCAGUCCGGUGGGUGGGACAAGAACUUCGCAAACUUUGACGACAACAUCUGAUUACUCGGUAGCCUGAUGAUGAACAGUAACAUACUCAGUCGUCAGCUCAACCGUAGUCUCAGCGCCCGCCAGCAAUAUCAGUACUGUUGCCAAAGCGAACACCAGCGAUACUCGCUAGCGAAGGAUAUUAGAAAGCUUUAUAUGCGCAUUAAGCAUUUCAAUAGGUACGAAGUAUUCGUUUAGGAUUAUUCUACAUUUUUGGUUCUCCGACAGUGUAAAGUAUUAGUGGACUGAUUUGAAGCACAUGUUACGUGAAAUUUGUUUCAUUAUUGGAAACUAUUGCGCUUAUUAGGCAACAAUUUUACCUUGAUAAUCAAUGCGUUUCACAAGGACACAAUGCAUUACGACUUACCUUUAAUGUCCGUCAAGACAGUCGUCGAUCUGUUGAAAAAAGAAACAUCAUAAUUUAUUUUUAAUAGUAAUAAAGAAAAUGUUGUUUAGUAUGACAGGAUUUUAGGAAUUUAAACUGAAAGGUUUUCUAUUUUCAUGAUUUUUUUUCACAAGUAGUAUUUACAGUUACAUAUAGGAAGAAAACAAAUUUAAAAAAAAAUAUGUAUGGUAAACAACAAACAAAAAAUAAUUAAUACAAUUUUGUGUUGUUUGCAGAUAGCUCAACUUUUUACCGCGUAUUUCUUCGUGGUAAAAAGUUGAGCUAUCAGCAAACAACUGUUCAACUUGAUGUCAUAUGAAAAAAAAUUCUUCUCUUAUUCAAAAUGACCAAAACAACGGUAAUUUUGAUUUGUUGCUUUGCUCAAAGGUAACUUAUGUUUUGUAAGUCAGACUCUUUAAGGACAGAUUUCACGAGAUAAAUUAUAAUGCAUCGUCUUUGUUGAAACGCAUUAGUUAAUACUCUACCCGCAUGCAUAUAUUAACAGUGUUAAUAUAACACAAUCAGUUAAAAUUAAAAGUGAUUGUUUAACAUUGCAUUUGAACUAGAAUUAAAAACGCUUUCUCCCGCUAUUGUAUGGGGUAAACAUGAAUCAGUUGUUCAUAACAAUGAGCUGAACCUUGCAAUAUUUUCAUGCAAAUCUAGUCGUUUUAUUCAUUGGCGAAAUGAGAUGAGCCCAAUUAGGAGGUUGUUUUAUGGUUGUCAUUGAUAUUUAGCUAUGUUUGAAGGUUGUGUUAUGUAUGUUUCGUAAAUUGAUAUUCCGUUCUUAUAGCAUAAAAAUACAUACGAACACAUCUGUCCUAAAUGUAAAGAAACAGUAUCCACAUACUACGCAGUUGAAUUUUCAUAAACCUUGUAAGUCACUCUCGGAACAAAACUAUCAUUAGAGCUGCUUUUAUUCAAACCUAUUACCUAUACGGAACAAAAAUACACCAAAACUUAACAUUAUGAAAAACAGUUUGACAAAAAUACCGUUUCAACACACUUUCAUCACUUGUGAAUAGGCCCAAAGUUAGCAAAUGGUUUUGCAAAAUAGUUUUCAUUCGCUGAUGUAAUUUUAUUUGUAUAUUUCAGAUACAUUUUAGUGUCUGUUUUAAGCCUUGAUUUGCCAAUCCAUCAGUUUAAUAUAUAUGAGAGUAUUUCUUUAAUAGUACUAUUUAAGUGAUUAAAAAUACUCCCUAGUAAAAAAAAUGAACAAAACCAGAACAACCAGACAAAAAUAAAUUUUUCACGACUUUUACGGAACUUAUUUGAUGAUGAUUUCGGUUGGGUGGAAUGCGACGGUCGCGAAGUCAUUGAGGACGAUACAGUUCCUAUUCCAUGAAAAGAUAACAAUGAAUCAUCUACAACUAAACAAGUUUCAUAGGCGAAAAACAGAUCACAUAACAAUAAAUACUGAAAAUGAAACAAAAUUCUCAACCAAAAAUAUCCUCCUUUUCGAAUAUUUGUCAGAUAUAUAGAUAAACUAUAGGCAGCAACUUAAAAAUACGUUAAUCUUGGCAUUUCAAAGAAUCAUACACAAAUAAAAAAUAAUAAUAAAAAAUCAAACCGACGAUGUGUGUGUGUUGUUUUAACGCAACACAGCUUAAGUGAUAAGCCAACGUACACGCUGAACGCAGAAUGGUCACAAUUUUCAAAACAGUUAUGUAAAUUUGCUUUGUAUAUUUUUUGUAAAAUAUUUAUUGACUGAUCGGUUACUAUAAUGAUAAAAAUGUAAAAUUAUUAUGAAUAUACAGCGUAACAGAUAAGUUAAAAAUGAAAACAAACAAUUAACAUUAAACAAAGAAAUAAAUAAAUCUGAAAAUCACUGUAGAUGUUCGAAUAAUAAAAAGUAAAUUAGUAAGAAUCAGCAAACGUUAAAAUUAGUAAUGGAGCCAUACAAAAUGGUAGGCGAAAGCGGAAAGCAAAUUCCUUAUUCAAAAAGAAGGAAACCAAUGUUGAUCUGGAGUAAACUGAAGUGAAUAAAGAUAUGUAAAAUUUCAAUCCUUA
Molecule: messenger RNA, 9531 nt
Organism: Aedes albopictus (Asian tiger mosquito)
Lineage: Eukaryota; Metazoa; Arthropoda; Insecta; Diptera; Culicidae
Gene: Dab
Product: protein disabled
Exons: 8
Coding region: 867-7154 (2095 amino acids)
Cellular component (GO): cytoplasm
Source: RefSeq, a predicted model, not a curated record